GGCUGCGGGGGGAGGCGGCCCGACGUCCUCAGAAGUUGAGCAAACACCUCCUCCUCCUCCCGGCUCGCAUCCCAAUUGUUGCCGGGACUUCGGGGCCUACCCUGCCGGGACCCGGGAGCUGGGAGGCGGCGGGGACCGGUCAGCGCCCGGCAGGACGAGUCACCAGGCUUCGAGAUGCUGCGCACGUGUAGCACCAGGCUGGGCCGGCUGGGGCUCAGCCUCCGCAGGGGGCUUCACCACAAGCCCGUGAUGGCCCUGCGGCGGGAGGAUGUGAACGCCUGGGAGAGGAGGGCGCCGCUGGCUCCCCGGCACAUCAAAGGAAUCACCAACCUGGGAUACAAGGUCUUAAUCCAGCCCUCCAACCGGCGAGCCAUUCACGAUGAGGAAUAUGUCAAAGCUGGCGGCAUUCUUCAGGAGGAUAUUUCUGAAGCUUGUCUUAUUGUGGGAGUUAAAAGACCCCCAGAGGAUAAGUUAAUGCCCAAGAAGACCUACGCAUUCUUCUCCCACACAAUAAAGGCCCAGGAGGCCAAUAUGGGCCUAUUGGAUGAGAUUCUAAACCAGGAAAUCCGACUUAUUGAUUAUGAGAAAAUGGUGGAUCACAGAGGAAUCCGGGUCGUGGCGUUCGGACAGUGGGCCGGUGUGGCAGGGAUGAUCAACAUUUUGCACGGAAUGGGUUUAAGGCUCCUUGCUUUGGGACAUCACACACCUUUUAUGCACAUUGGCAUGGCCCAUAACUAUAGGAACAGCAGCCAGGCUGUGCAAGCUGUCCGUGACGCUGGCUAUGAAAUAUCUCUGGGUUUGAUGCCCAAGUCGAUAGGGCCGCUAACAUUUGUGUUCACAGGGACUGGUAAUGUAUCGAAGGGGGCCCAAGAAAUCUUCAAUGAACUGCCCUGUGAAUAUGUGGAACCACAUGAAUUAAAAGAAGUUUCCCAAACCGGAGACCUGAGGAAAGUGUAUGGAACGGUGAUAAGUCGCCAUCAUCACCUCGUCAGGAAGACAGAUGGUGUAUAUGACCCUGUGGAAUAUGACAAAUACCCUGAGCGCUACAGAAGUCGUUUUAAUACCGAUAUUGCACCCUUCACAUCUUGCCUUGUUAAUGGAAUCUAUUGGGAACAAAACAGCCCGCGUCUACUCACCCGCCAAGAUCUUCGGAGUCUCCUGGCUCCAGGCAAGUCCCCUGUUGGUGGUGUGGAAGGCUGCCCUGCAUUGUCACACAAACUUGUAGCAAUAUGUGACAUUUCUGCAGACCCAGGAGGAUCUAUAGAGUUUAUGACUGAGUGCACGACAAUAGAGCAUCCCUUCUGCAUGUAUGAUGCAGACCAGCAUAUUCUUCAUGACAGUGUUGAAGGUUCUGGGAUUCUGAUGUGUUCCAUUGACAAUUUGCCCGCGCAGCUUCCAAAAGAAGCUACAGAGUGCUUUGGCGACAUGCUUUAUCCUUAUAUUGAAGAAAUGAUAUUAUCAGAUGCAACACAGCCUCUUGAAAGUCAGAAUUUUUCUCCUGUGGUGAGAGAUGCAGUGAUUACAUCCAACGGUAUUUUGACUGAUAAGUAUAAAUAUAUCCAGAAACUCCGAGAGAGCAGGGAACGUGCUCAGUCACUUUCAAUGGGCACCAAGAAAAAGGUCUUGGUCCUUGGAACUGGUUAUGUAUCCGAGCCUGUAUUGGAAUACCUGUCAAGAGAUAACAACAUAGAAAUAACAGUAGGCUCUGACCUAAGGAAUCAAAUUGAGCAGUUAGGCAAGAAAUAUAAUAUCAAUCCUGUUAUCAUGGACAUCAGUAAACAGGAAGAGAAGUUGUCCUCCUUGGUGGCAAAACAGCAUCUUGUCAUCAGCUUGUUGCCUUACGUAUUGCAUCCUCUUGUGGCCAAGGCAUGCAUCAAAAGCAAAGUUAACAUGGUCACGGCAAGCUACAUCACACCGGCACUAAAGGAAUUAGAAAAGAGUGUGGACGAUGCUGGCAUCACAGUCAUUGGUGAACUGGGAUUGGACCCUGGUCUUGAUCACAUGCUGGCAAUGGAAACGAUAGAUAAGGCCAAAGAAGUGGGAGCCACGAUUGAGUCUUACAUUUCCUACUGUGGUGGGCUUCCAGCCCCUGAACAUUCAGACAAUCCUUUGAGGUACAAGUUCAGCUGGAGUCCAGUGGGGGUUUUGAUGAACAUAAUGCAGUCUGCCACCUACUUGCUCAAUGGAAAGGUGGUCAACGCCGAAGGGGGUGUCGCCUUUCUGGACUCGGUGACUCCCAUGGAUUACUACCCCGGGUUAAAUUUGGAAGGCUAUCCUAACAGAGACAGCACCAAAUAUGCUGAAAUUUAUGGCAUUUCGUCUGCUCACACUUUGUUGCGAGGGACACUGAGAUAUAAGGGAUAUGCCAAAGCCUUGAAUGGACUGGUGAAACUGGGUCUUAUAAACAGAGAUGCAUUUCCAGCACUUCGACCCGAGGGCAAGCCUCUCACCUGGAAAGAGCUCCUGUGUGAUCUAGUUGGGAUUCCGCCCUCCUCCACGCAGGACGCGCUUAAGGAAGCUGUCUUGAAGAAACUAGGCGGAGACAGCACCCAGCUGGAGGCUGCUGAUAGGUUGGGCUUGCUUGGGGAUGAGCAAGUCCCUCGGGCAGAGUCUGUUGUGGAUGCACUUUCCAAGUAUUUGGCCAUGAAACUUUCCUACGGUCCUGGAGAGAAAGAUAUGAUUGUGAUGAGAGACAGCUUUGGAAUCAGACAUCCUUCUGGGCAUUUAGAAAAUAAAACUAUUGACCUUGUGGUUUAUGGAGACAUCAAUGGCUUUUCAGCCAUGGCUAAAACUGUGGGGUUCCCCACCGCGAUGGCAGCCAAGAUGUUGCUAGAUGGUGAAAUUCAUGCUAAAGGCCUAAUUGGACCCUUUUCAAAGGAGAUCUAUGGACCAAUAUUGGAGCGAAUUAAAGCAGAAGGCAUUAUCUAUACAACACAGAGCACAAUCAACCCUUAAUUGAGAAUUAUAUUUUACUUUUAUCUUCCCAAGCAAUACAGCUCUGAACAUUUGUGCAACAAACAUGUUUGCUACAGUACUAUUUUAAAGUAUAAAACAUAUAUUUUGAUUGUCAUUACAAUGAUGUUUUUGAAAUAUAAAUCUCUAUUUUCUUAUGCAAAUAUUUGGAACAGGAUAUGCCAGUAAUUACCAGAGAACUUUAAUAAUUCUAUCAUGUAUUUUUUCACAUGUGUGUAAAAGUGAUGAUGAUUGUAUUAUUUGUUAAUUUAUUGUGCAACUGUUUUCCUACAAGAAUAUAUUUUCCUAUAUUCAGCAGAUGAAGUUUCAUCUUUUUAGAUAGAAAAUAUUUCCUCAACAUCACAGAAAUGCAAAGGAUCCUAAAAGACUACUACAAUGAUAUGCCAGCAAAUUGAAAAACCUAGAAAAAAUGGAUAAAUUUUUGGAAACAUACACCUUCCAAGACUGAGUUAUGAAGAAAUAGAAAAUCUGAGUAGACCAAUUAUAGGUAAUAAAAUUGAGUCAGUAAAUUAAAAACUUCCCCCAAAGUCCAGAAUCUGAUGGCUUCCCAGGUGAAUUCUACCAAGCAUUUAAGAAGCAUUAACACUUACCUUUCUCAAAUCAUUCCAAGAAAUUGGAGAGGAAGGAACACUUCCAAACUCAUAGGAAUAGAUUGAGAGUCCAGAAAUAACUCUCACAUUUAUGGUCAAUAGAUUAUUGGAAAGGUUACUAAGACAGUUUACUAGAGAAAAAUAGUGUUUUUAUCUAUUGGUGCUGGAACUGAAUAUCUACAUGCUUAGAAAUGAAGUUGGACCCUUACCUCACAGCACAUAUAAAAAUUAAGUCAAAGCGAACCAAGGGCCUAAAUAUAAAAGCAAACACAAUAAAACUAUUAGGAAAAAUUAUAGGCAUAAAUCUUCAUGACCUUGAUUUUAUGGCAAUAAUUUCUUAAAUAAAUGAAACCAAAAGCACAAGAAACAAAAGGAAAAGAAGAUUGGACAUCAUCAGAAUAAAAAACCUUUGUGCUUCCAAGGGUACCAUCGAAAAAGCAAAAUGACAAUUCAAAGAAUGAGAGAAAAUGUUCGCAAAUCAUAUAUCAGGUAAGGGAGGAACUUGUAUUUAGAAUACAUAAAGAACUACUAUAACCCAAUAAAAAGACAAAGAUCCCAAAGUAAAGAAAUGGACAAAGGAUCUGAAUUGACAGUUCUCCAAAGAAGAUAAACAAAAGGCUAUCAGCACAUACAAAGAUGCUCAACAUCAUUAGCUAUCAGAGAAAUGCAAAUCAAACUUACAACGAGGCAUCACUUCAUACUCACCAAGAUAGUUGUAAUAAAAGCAUGCUGGUGAGGAUGUAGAGACACCGGAAGCCCUCAUAAAGGCCUGAUGGAAAUGCAAAAUGGUGCCGUUGCUUUGGAAAACAGUUCAGCGCAAAGGCUAAACAUAGUUACCAUAUGGCCCAGCAAUUCCACUCUUAGGUAUAUACACAAGAGAAGUGAAAACAUACCAUGUCCAUGCAAACUUGUAAAGAAAUGUUUGUAACAGCAUUAUCCAUGAUAGCCAAAAAUGAAAACAAUCCAAACGUUAGUCAACUAAUAAAUGCAUAAACAAAAGGUGAUGUAUUCAUACAAUGGAAUAUUUGACAAUAAAAAAAAUACAUGAAUUACUAAUACAGGCUACAAGAUGGAUGGACCUUGAAAGCAUUGUGCGAAGUGGAAGAAGCCAGACAGAAAAGGCCACAUAGAUGAUUUCAUUUAUAUAAAAUGUCCAGAUUAGUCAAAUCUGUAUGUAGAGAAACUAGAUUAGAGGUUACUUAGAGUUGGAGGUGAGCGGAAGUAACUACUGAUGAGUUGGGGGUUCCUUUUUGGGGUGAUGAAAAUGUUGUACAGUUGAUUGUGGUAAUGGUGGAUAAUUCUGAAUAUCCUAAAAAAAAAUCACUGAGUUAUAUACUUUGAAUAUACAUUGUAUGAGAUGUGAAUUAGAUCUCAAGUUGUUAUAAAAGAGAUUCGAUUACA
Myotis daubentonii (Daubenton's bat) is the source of this 4964-nucleotide messenger RNA. RefSeq names its product aminoadipate-semialdehyde synthase (gene AASS). Gene Ontology annotation, cellular component: cytoplasm. The transcript is spliced from 24 exons. Gene Ontology annotation, molecular function: saccharopine dehydrogenase activity. The coding region runs from base 175 to 2955 and encodes 926 amino acids. NCBI's taxonomy places the organism in Eukaryota, Metazoa, Chordata, Mammalia, Chiroptera, Vespertilionidae. The record is from RefSeq and is a predicted model, not a curated record.